Molecule: messenger RNA, 1914 nt
Organism: Schizosaccharomyces octosporus yFS286
Lineage: Eukaryota; Fungi; Ascomycota; Schizosaccharomycetes; Schizosaccharomycetales; Schizosaccharomycetaceae
Product: translation elongation factor EF-1 alpha Ef1a-c
Exons: 1
Coding region: 113-1495 (460 amino acids)
Biological process (GO): translational elongation; translation
Molecular function (GO): GTP binding; GTPase activity; translation elongation factor activity
Source: RefSeq, a predicted model, not a curated record
UGUGACUGCGCUUUGACACUAUAUAUACUAGAAAGGAUCCUUCAACGUUCUUUGUCUGCAACACCGUAAGCCAAGCGCUACAUCUUGCGAUUUUUAUUUGAUUUAUUACAACAUGGGUAAAGAAAAGGGACACAUUAACAUUGUCGUUAUCGGUCACGUCGAUUCUGGUAAGUCUACCACUACCGGUCACUUGAUUUACAAGUGCGGUGGUAUCGACAAGCGUACCAUCGAAAAGUUCGAGAAGGAAGCCACCGAAUUGGGUAAGGGUUCCUUCAAGUACGCCUGGGUUUUGGACAAGCUCAAGGCCGAACGUGAGCGUGGUAUCACCAUCGACAUUGCCCUCUGGAAGUUCGAGACUCCCAAGUACUAUGUUACUGUUAUUGAUGCCCCUGGUCACCGUGACUUCAUCAAGAACAUGAUUACUGGUACUUCUCAAGCUGACUGUGCCAUUCUUAUCAUUGGUGGUGGUACUGGUGAAUUCGAAGCUGGUAUCUCCAAGGACGGUCAAACUCGUGAGCACGCUUUGCUUGCCUACACCUUGGGUGUCAAGCAACUCAUUGUUGCCGUCAACAAGAUGGACUCUGUCCAAUACUCUCAAGCUCGUUUUGAGGAAAUUAUCAAGGAGACCUCCAACUUCGUCAAGAAGGUCGGUUUCAACCCCAAGACCGUUCCUUUCGUCCCCGUCUCUGGUUUCCAAGGUGACAACAUGAUUGAGCCCACCACCAACAUGACCUGGUACCAAGGCUGGCAAAAGGAGAGCAAGGCCGGUGUCGUCAAGGGUAAGACUCUUUUGGAAGCCAUUGACGCCAUUGAGCCCCCUGUUCGUCCCGUUGAGAAGCCUCUCCGUCUUCCUCUUCAAGAUGUUUACAAGAUCGGUGGUAUUGGUACAGUCCCCGUCGGUCGUGUUGAGACUGGUGCUAUCAAGCCCGGUAUGGUUGUCACCUUCGCUCCCUCUGGUGUCACCACUGAAGUUAAGUCUGUCGAAAUGCACCACGAGUCUCUCGACGCUGGUCUUCCCGGUGACAACGUUGGUUUCAACGUUAAGAACGUUUCCGUUAAGGACAUCCGUCGUGGUAACGUUGCUGGUGACUCCAAGAACGACCCUCCCAUGGGCUGUGCUAACUUCACCGCUCAAGUCAUCAUUCUUAACCACCCCGGUCAAAUUUCUGCUGGUUACUCUCCUGUCUUGGAUUGCCACACUUCUCACAUUGCUUGCCGUUUCAACGAGCUCAUUGAGAAGAUUGACCGUCGUACCGGUAAGAAGAUCGAAGAAGCUCCCAAGUUCGUCAAGUCCGGUGAUGCUUGUAUCGCUCAAAUGAUCCCUACUAAGCCUAUGUGCGUUGAAGCUUUCACUGACUAUGCUCCUCUUGGCCGUUUCGCCGUUCGUGACAUGCGUCAAACCGUCGCUGUCGGUGUCAUCAAGGCCGUUGAAAAGACUGCACCUGGUCAAGCUAAGGUUACCAAGGCUGCUCAAAAGGCCGGUGGUAAGAAGUAAGUUCUUACUAUGUAGUUUUUGAAAUAAAAGUGAUUUGAUGACAUAAAUUUAUUAGCAGUAGUAGUAUAUUGAACAGUAUUUCAUUGAGAAUACAGUAAGUAUAAUUACACCGCUCAGUUAGCUGAGUUAGCUGGGAAUGUGAGCGUUUUCUGCAGUCAUUAGUUUCAAGAAUUAAUGUAGAAUAAUCGAAUCGAAUUUUAUUCGACUAGGCAAUAUUCAUUUCAUUGCGGUGAGGAUUUUAUUUGCGAACAAUAAACUUCUUCAAAAAUUUAACAAACUGAAUAACAUCAUUACGGUGGAAUACGUAAUAAACUUGGAACACGCUUCGUUAUGAGACGCUACACCAAAAAGUUCGUCUAAAAAGCAGUCACAAAAAGUACUGUGCACAAUUCUGCAAAGUUCAGCAAUUCAUCCAGCAC